ACUAGGAAGGGUGCGACUAAUAAAAAAAACAGAAGUACACGGACCACACUUUGUUGGCGUUUCUUUGUCUCGUGAGUCGCCAUAAUACCAACUCAAUUAAGUUUCUCGCUUCGUGAAGACAAGGGGAGUCAGCAACCACACUUGAUCCAAAGCGAAUUCGGUCAGAGAAUUUUUAGUUUGUGUACGUUCCGAGGGGGAAGAGGGACGGGUUACCAGUUCAUUGCGACAAAUAUUCAGCAUAACAGAAAGCCUCUUGUCAAGAUAUUAAGGGAUACACACUCAAGAUCAAAUCAUGGCACUUUGGGAGUCACCUGGUGAUGAAAGAGCAAGGUUUUAUACUACUAAAGUACUUCCAGGGAUGGGUGGCUGUAUGAUAAUUUUAGGCCUUAUCAUGUUUCUGACCGGUGUGAUAGUACUCGCUUUGGAAACACAUCAUUCUGCAGUUACAACAGUAAAGUUUGAGAUACCAUUUACUUUGUAUCUGGUGGCUGGACUUUUAGCUGCACAGGCUGGUAUAGUUAUUUUGUGGGUGACUACAAGAGCAAAUGGAAGUCCUCCUGAUGUAAAGAAAUGGUCCCCAAUGUUUAUUGGAAUUCUUUGUGUGGCCAUUGUUUUUACUUUGUCAGCAGUCAUCUUAAGUUUUACUCGUAAGCUUAAUGAUAUCGAGAAUGACAUGACGAAUACCAUUCAGGAGUAUGGUUUAUUUGGAAAAGGAGAGGAAACAAGUUUUAUUGAUACGCUACAAACUAAAGACCAUUGUUGUGGAGUAAAUUAUUACACUGACUGGAGAAAUACAAAAUACGGUGCACGCAGAGUGUAUGUGGUCCCAGACAGCUGCUGUAAAACAAAUGAGUAUGCGUGUGGUUAUCAGUUUAAACUUGACAAUAUCAACCGCAGGGGAUGUUUGGAAGUAAUCAAGCGGUCUGUAAGAACACAUCUAGGGAUAGUCAAGAUAAUGGGAAUCAUUUUUUUGUUGGUUAAGGUUGGUAAGGUGAUUGCCAUUGUGGUUAUCAGGAAGAAAUAUUUGAGCGGCUAGUGACUGACUGAUCAUGGUGGUGAAGGAUGACAUCAACUCAUGCAUAACACGUGAUUAUGGUCCAGAUACCUGACUAAGCACUUUGGUGUCAUGUGAUAUAGUGUCACUGCUGAUUACAAAGCCAUACUAAAAACAUAUAUGUAUUUUCAAUUUGGUGUUCCCUUUGGGCUCGCUUUUUUUUUUCAGUGUUUAAGCUCAAUAUUGUGAGCAGUUACCUUUCGUUUUAACAGCGGAGCCUCUAUUUCGUUUCGGUUUUGAUGAGUAAACUGGUAACUAUGUUUAUAGGGGCUCUGUGAACUCUUUUAGGCGUCAUUCCAUGAGGCUUAAACGCCCUCAAGGAGGAACGCAAUAAUAUGUAAAAUCGCCCUAAUUGACUCUUUAAUCAAGCAGGAAAAAGUUCAAAAUUAGCAGGGAGCACGACUUUUCUUUUCUUUUUCGUUUUUUCCCUUAAAAUCCCAUCUUGAUGUGAAUUUAGAGAUGUUUCAUACAAGUGAUUCAUUGCGUUAGCUGAGCGUCAACGAUAAGUUGAGAAAAGAAAUUUUAAGCAGCAUCGAGCUUGUUGAAAUGUCCAAUUUUUUUAAGAAUUUAAUUUUCGCUUUUGUGUGAUUUUCAGUGGACAUCAUUUUUUUGUUUGUUUGUAAUACGCACAACACAACUGCAUCUAUUUAGUGUGUUAACUACGGCUUUAUAUGUAAUCUGAUUACGUAAGUCUUUGUUUCUGUGAAUACGACAUACCAAAUAGAUAUUUAAAGGAUGUAUUUUUUGACUCGUCAAGCAGCAAGAUCGUGUGGACUGAAUAAUCUCAACAACAUGAAGGUUUUUAUUCGCUAAGAUGGUACUUACCCUAGGCUAUCCUUGACGAAUUAUUUAUCGGCUGAUAAUAUUUAAUUAUCGAAACUGUGCGAGCUUUUUCCAACAGGUUAGAAUGUAAUAUUACCUUGCAAUCGUAUGAAUAGAGUAUCUUGAACUAUUUUUUUUAAAUUUAAAUUGUCUUUGGAUAGACAUUAACUUUCCUCUGCGCUCCUCGUAGCUCUAAACAUUUAUUCAAGCGAUAACUCGUUAGAUUUACUACGGAACUUUAGAGUUUCACCCAAGGGGGACGUUUAUUUUACGAAGUUAAUAAAAGGACUUAAAAUACC
This is a messenger RNA of Stylophora pistillata, 2175 nucleotides long. RefSeq names its product tetraspanin-6. Lineage: Eukaryota; Metazoa; Cnidaria; Anthozoa; Scleractinia; Pocilloporidae. The record is from RefSeq and is a predicted model, not a curated record. Gene Ontology annotation, cellular component: plasma membrane.